GGUGAUGUUGAUCAUUAACGGUUAUAUAUUUGUGUAUUUGUAUUUACUGUUUAUUUGAUAUUCCUGCACCACGUGUAGGAAGCCAGUGUUGCUGCAGUGUUUGUGAUUCAGCCCUGAUUCACUGCACAAACCCUGCUGUCACUCUGUUCUGCAUCAGGAACACAAGAUCCCAGUCAUCAUGUCUCUGCUUGAAGACCUCGUCCAUGUGAUGAGAUGUGUCCUAGAAUAUUUUGGGGUUCCACAAGACAUGCUGGUUCCAGUUUGGGAGAGCACUUUGUGUGGACAGUAUCGUAGCAUCGUCCGCAUGAUUGGAACAAAUCUCCCUCUGACACUGUAUCCUCGGCUUCAUUUUCAGGUUCCUUUACAGACGAUCAGGAGACAUGGUCAUAUCGAGGUGUCCGUAGAUGCUCCUGCCAUUCCAUCGCUAGCGGAUGUGUUAUGGCUUGCCGAGGACGAAGGAGACAGCUGCACUAAGUUCAGGAAUUGUGUCCCGCUGAGGAAACAGGGACGGUCAUACGGCAUUGAAACUCCAGCCUCUGUGUGUGUACGACCUGUUCGUGAACAGAAAUUACACGCUGCGCAGGCAUCAAGCACACAACCAGAAGCUUUUGUAAAAAUCCAAGCACUGGAGGCCGAGUUACAGAAAUUACGAGCUCAGAUUGCGAUGAUCGUCACCACACCAUCAGCAGACGGUUCCCUUCUGAACAAUCCCUCCACUCCUUGUUCACGGUUUCCUGCUCCUGUUCUUACCUCCACUCCUUUCCUGGCUGCUCUACCUCCACCACCACCUCCUCCUCCUCUUCCUCCUCCUCCUCCUCCUCCCCUGGGUGCUUUCUCCAAGCAGGUCUCUGUGACUGACGUGAUUAAACAGAGAAAAGCAGCCAGGAAGGAUAAAGCUGGAGUGUGUGAGGCCUCAUCAGCCGCAGUUCCUUCCAUGCUAGAGGUCUUGAAGGAUUUGAACCAGGUUAAACUUCGCACUGUAGAGAGGUCUCCAGGAGGAACACCUGCACGGAAAAGGAGGAGUAGAGGUAACGUGUGCGCGUCGGAUCCUGCUGCUCUUAUUGCUGAGGCGUUGAAGAGGAAGUUUGCACACAGGCAUCGAGACAACUCGUUUGAUAAGGAGAACCGCUCGGCCGAGCCCUCGCCGUUCAGUAGCCCCGACACACCCAGAAUUCCGCUCUACAAGAGACGCAGUCAGGGGCAAAAACAUUCGUCGCCUUUAAUCCACGGGGCAGACAGGAAACAAUGCGACGGAAAAUAAUCUGCCAAAGAGCCUUUGAUGAUUUUUUUUCUUGCUCUCACUUUCUUUCAGCCCCCACAGUUUUGCGGUACUUUUCUUCCGUAUAAGGACAAACGGAGCUGCCUUUUUAUUCAUCGCUUUUUCAGCUGUGGAGGGAUUUAAUAUGUAUUUUGUAAAGUUCUGCGGUUGUUACACUGGUGUUUUUAGUUAGCUGUGAAUAUAAGGUGACCGUUCUAAAUUUAGGUCACGCCGUACCUCAUGGACCUUUUAUAUGCAAUGCAUCUAAAUGUUUUAUAUUGUUUGAUUUGAUUUUUUUUUUUAUAUUUGUGUAUUUGCACUGCUUGGCCUGUUUCUUCUUGUUUUUUUUUUGUUUGUUUGUUUUUAUUUUUUUUUUCAGAAAAGCAAUAAUACUCCAUGUGCGUAUUGUUCUACUUCGUGUAAUGUUUCAGCGUUCGACUGACGUCACAAACGUUUUGAAAGUAGCAAAUAUGAUACUGCUUGCUGUAUUUGUGUGUGUGUGUAUUUGUGUGAACAUGUGGACUUGUUUCCGUUCAUGUAAGAUAAUGUCUCUUUUUCAUUUCCAACCAUGUAGCAUUCAGCCAUGACCCCAUUUUCAAAAUGAACAAAAAGAAAUAAACAAGUUCUCCUGGC
This is a messenger RNA of Tachysurus vachellii, 1891 nucleotides long. It is a transcript of the gene mtfr2, whose product is annotated as mitochondrial fission regulator 2. Lineage: Eukaryota; Metazoa; Chordata; Actinopteri; Siluriformes; Bagridae. Gene Ontology annotation, biological process: aerobic respiration; mitochondrial fission. The coding region runs from base 179 to 1261 and encodes 360 amino acids. The record is from RefSeq and is a predicted model, not a curated record. Gene Ontology annotation, cellular component: mitochondrion. The transcript has 7 exons.